Molecule: messenger RNA, 2135 nt
Organism: Lacerta agilis (Sand lizard)
Lineage: Eukaryota; Metazoa; Chordata; Lepidosauria; Squamata; Lacertidae
Gene: WRAP53
Product: WD repeat containing antisense to TP53
Exons: 11
Coding region: 294-1754 (486 amino acids)
Biological process (GO): Cajal body organization
Cellular component (GO): Cajal body
Molecular function (GO): RNA binding; protein binding
Source: RefSeq, a predicted model, not a curated record
AGAGGCGCCAAGUGGGCGGAGCCGGCGGGUGUCAUGGCCGCCUCCAGUGGCUGCCCAUGAGUUGCUGUUGGGGAGCUGCUGGGAGAAACCUCCCUCCCUCUCGGCUACCUCUACCUCCUCACGUUGGGAUGAAUGAAGCACCCGGUGCUGCGGUACACUCAAGCUUUCCCUGGUGGUCUGGCUGGAUCCAGGACAGAGGCUUACAUAAACACUGUCCUCUUAGUAGUAGUAGCAGCAGCAGCGGUGGUGCCUCUUAGGAGCAGGGCUCCAGGAGACCCUCUGAGGCUUGUGUGAUGGAUGCCGAGCCGCCCCUUGACCAUCAGGUUGUGCUGGAGCUGGGGCAGCCAGACGACAGCAAGGUGGACCCCGGGGCCAUUUCUGGACCUGCAGCAAAGGUGCCAAGGCUAAAUGGGGGCCAGGAAGACGAGGGGGCUGCUGCGGAGGCACUUCCUGGGCCCAAACCCCUGAAGGAAGAACCCGAGUUCGAGGAGACAGCACAUCACCUCAAGGAAGAAAGGCAGGAAGACGCAAAUGAUGGAGAAGUGUUGGCAGAGGAAGGAGAGUAUUACUUCCCGACCUAUGAUUUUUCGCAGGCCCCCAAACCUCUGACAGGCUCUUGGGUGGAGUACAGCCGCGUACCGGAGAAUUUCCUUAAAGGCUGCAAAUGGGCUCCUGAUGGGACUUGCCUGCUGACCAACAGUGCUGACAACACCCUGCGGAUCUACAACCUCCCCGCUGAGCUGUACGCGGAGGAAUGGGGAACCAUCUCUGAAAUGAGUCCCGUCUUGCGCAUGGCAGAAGGAGACACCGUCUACGAUUACUGCUGGUUCCCGCUGAUGAACUCCUCCGACCCGCAGACUUGUUUUGUCGCUAGCAGCAGCCGGGACAACCCCAUCCACAUAUGGGAUGCUUUCUACGGAGACCUGCGUGCCACCUUUCGGCCCUACAAUCACCUGGAUGAGCUGACGGCCGCCCACUCGCUCUGCUUCACCCCGGACGGCUCCCAGCUCUUCUGCGGCUUCGACAAGACCGUGAGGGUGUUUGACACGGCGCGGCCCGGGCGCAUGUGCGAGAACAGGCCCACCCUCGUGAAGAAGCAGGGCCAGAGUGGGAUCAUUUCCUGCAUUGCCUUCAGCCCGACGCAGCCCAUCUACGCCUGCACCUCGUACUCGAAGACGGUGGGCCUCUACUCCCAAGCGGAGGGCGACCCCCUCACCAUGCUGCACGGGCACCAGGGGGGCGUCACCCACGCCCUCUUCUCCCCGGACGGCUUCCACCUCUUCACCGGGGGGCGCAAGGACACCGAGAUCCUCUGCUGGGACCUUCGGCAGCCAGGCGAGGUCCUGUUUUCUGUGUCCCGGAGAGUUUCCACCAACCAGAGGCUUUAUUUCGACUUAGAUCUGAGUGGGAGAUUUCUCCUGAGCGGCGACACAGAAGGACUGGUCAGCGUCUGGGACACGGCUCGGCCCCCCAGCGGCAGCAACAACCUGGCUCACCCCCUGCUGGAGCCCAUUCUGCAGUUCCAGGCUCUGAGCGACUGUGUCAACGGGAUCAGCCUCCAUCCCAGCCUGCCCCUUCUGGCCACGGCUUCCGGCCAGCGCAAAUUCCCCGACCUGUGGGACAGCGAGGAGGACGAGCAGGAGAAAGGGAGGAGGCCGUCCUCUCGCCAUCAAGACCGCGGCGACAACUCUCUCCAGCUGUGGUGGUGCUCCCCGGACGCCGGGGCGGAGGAGAAGCCCCAGACCCACCCGUAGCCCCGGACCUCUUCCUUGUGCCUACCAACGCUCGAAACUGCCAUGGGGUCGUGAGGGUGCGGGACCUCUGGCGCGCCAAGGGUGCCCCCGGGCCCACGAAUGUUGCCGUGUUUAUAUGUUUAUAUGUGUGACGCUUUUGUACCAAAGAGAGAAUGUGCGUCGUGCGAGAAUGGAGAGAAUGAGAAUUCGGAGAGAAUGGAGCCGGGUGUCGCCGUGUUGGGGAAGGGGCUAGAUUUUGUGCAUGCUCUGAUGGAGAGAUGUGGGGGUCAGUGCAGAGUUGUCGCUGUGCCUAUAUGGGGCAUGAGCUGUUCACUUAGGGCAGGGGUCGGCAACCUCUGGCCCAUGGGCCGGAUGCAGCCCACAAAGAACGUUUUACCAGCC